Messenger RNA from Carassius auratus (goldfish), 1660 nucleotides. RefSeq names its product LITAF domain containing (gene litafd). The record is from RefSeq and is a predicted model, not a curated record. Gene Ontology annotation, molecular function: zinc ion binding. The coding region runs from base 119 to 559 and encodes 146 amino acids. The transcript has 5 exons. NCBI's taxonomy places the organism in Eukaryota, Metazoa, Chordata, Actinopteri, Cypriniformes, Cyprinidae. Gene Ontology annotation, cellular component: nucleus; cytoplasmic side of lysosomal membrane; cytoplasmic side of late endosome membrane.
AGCCUCAACAAGACAGGUAAGAAAGCUCCCUGCUCAAGGGAAUUUACUGACUAGACUGGCUGGCGUUUUGGUGCGCUUGGUUACAUUUAAGAGCGGUUUACACCCAGCCAAAAACAGAAUGAGCACUGACGGAACCAGGAACCCCCCUCCGUAUAUCAUACCAAUAGAGGGUGAAAAGGGCUCCAACGUCAAGGUCUACAAUGUGCACACUCCGUUCACGCCACAAAGCUCCACUAUUAGAGAUUCUGGAAUCCAGAUGGAAUCAGCCAGACCUGUUCAAUCAACGGAGACCAAAAACAAAUUCGUCAGCUAUGAAUCAUAUGAGCUGGGUCGCAAUCCAGGAAUGGCCACCUGCACCAGCUGCCAACAGCAGGUCUUAACCAAUGUCACCUACAAAGUGGGAGUUUACGCCUGGUUGAUGUGCUUACUCUUCAUCCUGUGCGGGUUUGUUUUGUGCUGCUGUCUGAUUCCGUUCUUCAUGAAGUUUUUCAAAGACGCCUAUCACACAUGCCCGAAAUGCAAUAAGAUCCUGCACAUUGAAAAGAAGCGAUGCUGCUAACCCCAUCCCAUCCCUUCCCCAAUUUAAACACCACUCAUGGAUUUGUGUUGCACCUUACACUACAUGAAGGACUGGAGGACACUUUCAUGCCAAUGCAGACGUCAUCUAGUAUAACGUCUUUCAAAGCUUUGCGAUCUUUGAGAACCUUUUGGUGUUCAUCUGGCUUAGGCUUUAUUACAUUAUAUUACAUAAUACAUUACAUUAUGAAAUGAAUAUGAAUAGUCUACACAGUUUUGAUUGUAUAUCUAUAGGACUCUAAGGGUUCAGAGGGCUGAGGAGUUGGUGGAACCAUAAAUGACGUGAUGUAGUUAUCAGUAAUUUGGGCAUCGACUGCACCAUUUAAAACAGUUGUUCUCAACCAAGCCAAUUCAAGUGGACUUUAAGAUGACUUAAAAAUGAUAUUAAGCCGAUGCAAUAAUUGAAGAAAAAAAAAAAAAAAAAACUAAGAAGCAAGAUAUUUAUUUUCUGUUUACUCUAACAACUUUUUUUGUAUUAUUCUUUGAAGAACCAGGGUUCCCACAUAAAGGUUGUUAGUAUUGCUGGUUCUUGGUCAUGAAGAACCUAUAAUAUCCAUUGGAUAAAAGGUUCUUUAGAUUAUUAAAAUAAGAAAAUUAAAGUGUUUAAAUGAAAGAUUAUUUGGGGAACUAAAAAUGGUUCUUCCAUGGCAUCGCCAUACAUUCAUCUGGACCUUUUUUUUUUUUUUAACACAAUUUGUAAUGCCAGGAUAUAUGAGGCAUCUUCAUUCGAAGGUGCAAUGUCUAGAGUUUAAAAACGCUGCAUAAGCAAUUUGUAAAGGAUAUACAUUUUUAUAGUUAUGUCAAAUUUUGUCAGGUACAACCUGUAGCAAUGUUUUGAAAACUUCUUGUGUGCAACGGGAGUCAAAAAGGUUGAGAGCAAUCAAUUCAGAAUGCACCAGAUCUCUUAAAUAAAACAAUGGAAAUCAGACUUCCAAAAUUGACUUUUUGAAUUUCCCUACUGCUCAAGCUGACUUGUUAUCGUUUAGCGAUUUAUCACUUCUGUAAAAAGCCUAAAUCUUUGAUCAUGUUAAAUAUUUCAUAUGUUCAUUUAAAUGGUCUUAAACGUAAUAAUAUAAAACUGAAA